AUGGAAUGUUGGUUUUCUCAUACACCCAUCACGUCAUGCUGCAAGUUAUGGGUUGGAAGGAAAAUGAACCAAAGAAGUUUGCAGUGGUGA
This is a messenger RNA of Spirodela intermedia, 90 nucleotides long. Lineage: Eukaryota; Viridiplantae; Streptophyta; Magnoliopsida; Alismatales; Araceae. The record is from the annotation of a GenBank genome assembly.